Messenger RNA from Tupaia belangeri chinensis (Chinese tree shrew), 1257 nucleotides. RefSeq names its product highly divergent homeobox-like. Gene Ontology annotation, molecular function: RNA polymerase II cis-regulatory region sequence-specific DNA binding; DNA-binding transcription factor activity, RNA polymerase II-specific. The transcript has 8 exons. The record is from RefSeq and is a predicted model, not a curated record. Bases 1 to 1026 code for a protein of 341 amino acids. Gene Ontology annotation, biological process: regulation of transcription by RNA polymerase II. Lineage: Eukaryota; Metazoa; Chordata; Mammalia; Scandentia; Tupaiidae.
AUGGCAGAGAAGUCUCGAUCUGUGAUAUUGGGAAAAGCUGUCCAUGUCCAAGAUACCUGUUCUGAAGAAGAAAUUUUCCUGUUGCUAGCUCCAUGCCAGUUUCCUUGUUUUUCUGUGGGUGGAAGAGCUGGAAUCCACAGCGAGAGUCUGGGGCUCAAAGUUUCAGUGGAGCGUUUUUAUUGGUUUUCUCUUUUGGAUGGGGAGCUUGGAGUGGGAGAAUCCUCCAAGCCUCAUCAGCAUCAAGCAGCUGACUCCUCUAUAUUUGUUCAACUACAGGACCGCACUCAGUUCAGUGACCGAGACUUAGCCACUCUUAAGAAGUACUGGGACAAUGGCAUGACCAGCCUGGGUUCUGUUUGUAGAGAGAAAAUUGAAGCUGUUGCAACUGAACUAAAUGUUGACUGUGAAAUAGUUCGGACGUGGAUUGGGAAUCGAAGAAGGAAAUAUCGUUUAAUGGGGAUUGAAGUUCCACCUCCAAGAGGAGGCCCUGCUGAUUUCUCUGAACAGCCUGAAUCUGGUUCUUUGUCUGCACUCACACCAGGAGAGGAGGCAGGAGAGGAUAAUGACAGAAAUGAUGAAGUGUCCAUCUGUUUGUCUGAAGGAAGCUCUCAAGAAGAACCCAAUGAAGUUGUUCCAAAUCAUGCAAGGGCUCAUAAAGAGGAGGAUCACCAGCCAAUAUCCACAGAUAACGUGAAAAUAGAAAUUAUCGAUGAUGAAGAAAGUGACAUGAUAAGUAAUUCUGAAGUAGAACAAGUUAAUUCUCUCUUGGAAUAUAAGAAUGAAGAAGUCAGAUUCAUUGAAAAUGAGCUAGAAAUUCAGAAGCAAAAAUACUUUAAACUUCAGACAUUUGUUAGAAGUUUGAUACUAGCUAUGAAAGCUGAUGAUAAGGAACAACAGCAGGCACUGCUGUCAGAUUUACCUCCUGAAUUAGAAGAGAUGGAUUUCAAUCAUGCUUCGCCGGAACCUGAUGAUACCUCAUUCAGUGUGUCUUCUUUAUCAGAGAAAAAUGCCUCAGACAGUUUGUGAUUUGAAGGGUGGAGGGGAAUAUAUCAUGCAGAAUUUUGGCUGCCUAACAGGGAAGUGCAUUCUGUUGCCCCAACAUUCUUCAGUUGGAAAAACACAUUGUUAGAACAGACAUAUUCAGUGAAGAGUGGAUAAGAUGCAAUGGCUACACUGCAAAAAUGUGUGUUAAAUUUUGAAGCACUGUUUGAACUGUGGUUUUCAAACUGAUGGAAUUUUAGAAAAUUUUAAUUUUUG